This is a messenger RNA of Entrophospora candida, 1659 nucleotides long. Lineage: Eukaryota; Fungi; Glomeromycota; Glomeromycetes; Entrophosporales; Entrophosporaceae. The record is from the annotation of a GenBank genome assembly.
AUGGAAUCACAGGUCAACACACAAGAGCAUUUGCAUAAGAAAACCAAUGAGAAUCUAUCGAGAAUGAAAUUGCUAACAAACUACUUCCGUUCAACAAUAUUCCAAGGUGUCGUUCUCGGUUGGAUUGUUUUCAUCUCGACAUUAAUAUCUGCGAUUUUUGCAGGAAUGUGGUGCCAUAUGACUGACUUUAAUGUUAUAUGGGAUUUACGUAUCGGUUUAUAUUUAACGGUAAUAACAGUAAUCACAAAAAUAACGUCUGUUGUUGUAGGGUUCAUGGUGCCGGCUAUUUUAGCAGGAAUAUUUGCCUUUAGCAAAACACUCUCUCUAAAUGGUUCAGGCACAACAAUCAGUCAAUUAAUGGAAGCGUCUAUGUCACGUGGUCUAUUAAGCACCAUAAAAGCCUGUUUCAAUUCUGGCCAAACUCGUAAACCCGCUAUCAUUGUUGCUUCAGUAUUGAUAUGGCAAUAUGCAGCAUCAGCAGCUGAUUUGUACGUCCAUGUUACUGCUAUCGGAAGUACCCAACAACUGCCUGGAUUAAUUAUUCCAAGUACAAGGUCAAUAGACAUAGCAAAUGAUUGUUCUGAAACUGAUAUCAAUUCUUGUGGACAAAAUAAAAGAACCACAUCGAAUCACAUUAGAGCAUUGGAAAUAUACCAAAAUAUGAGCGAUACCUUACGAGUUUGGCGUAGUGAUGGAGGCGUUUACCUUUUGCAGUCCCCACCUCCGGAACAAGCCUAUGCAUACUCGGGGUCUGGUCUAUUUUUACAACCUUCUUGUGAGCCCAUCAGUAGCAUUUGUAAUUUAAAAGCCAGAUAUGGCUCCAGAACUGAUUAUACCUGCCCUGAAACACUAUGGUCCGCCUCAGGGAACACAGUAACGGAACUAUCAGUUGUAAAUGUUACUACUAAUAAUUAUGACUUAGCAGCGGGAAAAUACAUAGCAUCUAAUCCAAUACAUGCAAUUGUCACUAUACGCUAUCCUAAAGAUAUUUCAGCAACUUACGAUUCUGAGUUUGUGACUGAAGUACAUGGUGACCUUUCAAUCCUACUACACUGCCAAAUUCUUGUCUCAACAACUGAAUAUGUAAUCACCCUUGGAUCACUAAAAGCAAAACCGCUGGGAAAUCUGACAAACCCACAACUUGUGGUUCUUUCUCGAGCAUCAACUAGAGGAAUGUUUCUUCGAGCUGUAGAUGAUACCGAUUAUAUAGCUAGCAAAGGAGAUAGCAAAUUAUUUGCCAAUGAAUUUGCACUACAAUGGGCUCAUGCAACUGUCUCUUCAUUUAAUAGUGCGGUAGAAGAAAAUGGAAACGGAUAUGAUUAUACGCUUGAAGUGAUUAAGGACCAAACCAUUGUUCCACUUCCAGCCGUCUUGCUCUAUGUCAUCAUUAUCAUAUUUCCACUAUUGAUUUUCUCCUGUGUAUGUCUUUAUUCUUUACGAAAUUCAUGGUCGGGUGUAUACAUCAACUGGAUCCUUGCUGAGUUCCUCUGCACACCACAGAGACUACUUUAUCAAUCUUUAAUUGAGAAACAUUGUAUAGAAGAUGCUUGUUUGGAGAGUCUGGCAGUGCAGGAAAUGAGAAUUAGAAAGGUCAAGUGCAGUAUUGGGGUGAUGAAGGAGCAUUUUGAGUUGACAGCAGACAUAGAACAGUUUAAUUGA